Gryllus bimaculatus (two-spotted cricket) is the source of this 489-nucleotide messenger RNA. NCBI's taxonomy places the organism in Eukaryota, Metazoa, Arthropoda, Insecta, Orthoptera, Gryllidae. The record is from the annotation of a GenBank genome assembly.
AUGAUCGAAGCGCUCAACUACGAGGACCAGACGCCCAUCGUGCAGAUGGAUGUGAUGUCGCUUCGCGGGCGCAAUGGCGGCCCUCCUGCCCUCUUCGGCACUUUCAACAUCACCGAGGACUUCUACGCCGACGAAACCGAGGGGGAAGGCUGGACAAAACAGUUUAACAAAGGCUGGAAGGAGAACUACGAAAAGCAUCCGAUUCCUAAAUGGUGCCCGAGUAAAUACAGCAAAGCCUUGCAGGAGGCCUCGAACCUCACGAUUGGAGACAACUGUCAUUAUAGCAAGGGCCAUUAUUCUUUGGAUGGCUUCGGCGUGGAUGGCUUGGCCCAUUUCACAGUGGGCCCAUUUCUGGAAUAUGGAACAUUUCAGAGCUACGCGAGGAGCUUCAAGAAAGGGAACCCCAAGAGACUACUCUUCUAUUACAGGAUAGACGUCACCAUCAAACCCAAAUGAGGACGGUUGCAAUGAACCAUUGUAAAACACAAG